GUCAACAAUGAUAUUCAGUAGGGAAGUUCACUUGAAACAGAUCCACAAUGCUGAAGCUCGUUCUGCUUGCUGCUCUUGUCCUUUGCGGACAAUGUUCCGAGGACAUCAGCUACAUUGAGGACAUACAGGAUAGUGCACGUGUUGUAGGAGGAACCAAUGCAGCCAAAAAUGCAUGGCCUUGGCAGGUUUCUCUGCAAUAUCUCUCUGGCAGCAGCUGGUACCACACCUGCGGUGGAACCCUGAUCCGUGCUAACUGGGUCCUGACUGCUGCUCACUGUGUGGACAGAGUGGUUUCUUUCCGUGUGGCAUUGGGAGAUCACAACCUUAGCUUGAAUGAUGGUACUGAGCAGAUCAUUGCUGUGUCAAAGAUUGUGAAACAUGCUAACUGGAACACCAACAAUGUUGCAGCUGGUUAUGAUAUUGCAGUUCUCAAGCUGGCCUCCAACGCUGUCCUGAACAGUUAUGUGAAAGUGGCUGCCCUGCCCAGCAGUGGAUCUGUCUUGGCCCACAAUUACCCUUGCACCGUUACAGGAUGGGGCAGGACUAGCACUGGUGGAUCUCUCCCUUCUAUUCUUCAGCAGGCUCCUCUCCCUGUGGUCGCCCACUCAACUUGUUCCUCCGGCUCUUAUUGGGGCACCACAGUCAAGACCACCAUGGUGUGCGCUGGUGGUGAUGGAAUCACUUCAAGCUGCAAUGGAGAUUCUGGUGGACCUCUCAAACUGUGCUGUCAAUGGUGUCUUCACAAGUCCAUGGUAAUCACUAGCUUUGGAUCUGCCCUUGGAUGCAACUACUACCUCAAACCAUCAGUGUUCACAAGGGUUUCAGCUUACAAUGCCUGGAUCGAUAAUGCUAUUGCCACUAACUAAACUGACAUCAAAAAAGGAGAAUGACCGAUUAAAUGUAAUAUCUACUAUACUUGAUAUGCUGUUUAAGAACAAUAUACAAUUAAACAAUACAUUGGCAUCAA
Bombina bombina (fire-bellied toad) is the source of this 967-nucleotide messenger RNA. RefSeq names its product chymotrypsin-like elastase family member 1. The record is from RefSeq and is a predicted model, not a curated record. Bases 48 to 866 code for a protein of 272 amino acids. The transcript has 9 exons. Gene Ontology annotation, biological process: proteolysis. Lineage: Eukaryota; Metazoa; Chordata; Amphibia; Anura; Bombinatoridae. Gene Ontology annotation, molecular function: serine-type endopeptidase activity.